AUGCGAGCCGUUGCUAUCGUCGCCGCCUGCCUCGCCGCCGCCGCCCAUGGCCUUAGCUCGCUGCCCAACUUUGACGGUCACUACAUCUACUGCUGGCGCACGAGCGAAUCGGUCAAGCUCACGAGCAUCAGCAGCGCCAUGAAGGAAGAGACAGCCGAGGCGCUCAACUGCGGCCUCGAGAUGAGCUUCAGCGCGCCCGAGACGCUCGCCGUCGGCGAAGGGUUGCCGGUGACGUGGUCCGUCUCGUACAACCCCAAGACGAUUCUGGCCAACACCAUUGGCUUGAAGGUGCCAUUUCCUGUCAUGCAGAGCCCGGCGUCGCGGGAUGUCUAUGAGAUUUACCACUCCAACAUCCACUCGUGCGAGUACGGCGACAACAUUUGCGAUGCGUACGACAAUGGCGUCUACGUCCGCGACCACACGCCCAACAAGCUGGCCAACUUUAGCGCCAACUACUCGGCCACGUAUUCGACAAACGAGCUCACGUUUCCGCGCGCCGGCAAGUUUAUCGUGUUUGCCCACAUUGCGCUGCCAGGUGCAAAUGCGUCCGAGCGCUUUGACUUUGCCGUCUACCGCACCAUCACUGUCGCUUGA
Molecule: messenger RNA, 594 nt
Organism: Saprolegnia diclina VS20
Lineage: Eukaryota; Oomycota; Saprolegniomycetes; Saprolegniales; Saprolegniaceae
Exons: 6
Coding region: 1-594 (197 amino acids)
Source: RefSeq, a predicted model, not a curated record